AUGACGACAAUAUGGGAGAGACUUCGUCUCUCAAAUGAUGAGAAAAUACCUCCUCUCCUCUACAAAUUCAUCUCGACCGCUUAUACUUACGAGAUCUACAUUACCGAUCUCACAAAUGUAUGGGCUGAACAGCUAAGCCGUCAGGCCAUCUUACGGAGAGCCAGCGAGGAAAACACAACCAUUGAUCCCAGCGAAGACGCCGAGCAGUUUGGGGUUCUGCUACAGAAGAUACGCGACGCACUCCACGGCGAGGCCGGAAGCAGCGCAACCCUCAAUCAUCAAUCGAGAGGAGACUCCCUAGAGCUAAUCACCUACACGGAACUACCUGCCCCACUUGAGCCUCUCAAAUGGACAUUGUGCUUAUCGAAGGAGCCUCCGUCGGCCUCAACAAGCCAGCUUCUCCUUCCCUUGGUCAUGGCCGAGGCUGACUGGGAAUCGCGCCAGCGAGCCCUCAUAGAACAGCUCUACAAAAAGGACUGGGUCCUUGGGAAGUUGUUCGACAAGAUCGAAGCCAUGGGGAUUGACCUCGGUACGAUAUUCCCGGGUACGUCGGGCCUGCGGACAGGCCGCAAGGGUACCACGCUGUCGCAGGCUGCUAGGUAUAUCAAAGGCGUUGCGCCGUUUGACGAGCAAGUGUGGUUUGAUGAAGUCAACAAGUCGUCACCUCAUUUGGGCUUUGCUGCCAACAUCGUGAAAGCAUUUACAGGUGCCAGCAGUACGGGGUCAUUUGAAGGUUUGGAUCCGCCUCCGGACGCGUGGUGGGAACAGGUUGGCACACACGACAGCCCACUCGCAGUGCCUUCGACGCGCAAGGAGCACGAUCAAGACGCUGAAACGAAGGACGUCCAAAAAGACGACGCCACCGAGACCAAUGCUGGUACAGAAACCGAGGAUGAAUUCGAGCGACAAGAGACGCCCCCUCGGCUCAAACGGUCAAGAGAGGCAGGUAGAAAACCAUCUGACUCUACAGACGAAGAAGAAACCGACGAGGAUACCAAAGAGCCCGCAAAGCCUCCACCCCAGCCAAAAAAGGCAGCCAAAGGCCUCGGAGUAAUUGGGGGAAGAAAGCCACCCAAGCCAGCUUCACCAGAGCCAUCAACACAGCCCCCAGCCACCACCAAAACCAACAAACCAUCCCACCCCUCCUCCGACGCCACCCACUCAGACGACGAAACAGACUCUGCCUCUGAUCUCGACGCACCCCCUACUCGUCGACAACCGCCAAAGCCGAAAUCUCCAGAAACCAAGACACACCCCAAAACCGGACUGGGCGUCAUCGGCGGCAGAAAGAAGGAAACGCAGAAGCCUUCUUCUCCAGCAGCUCAGAAAUCACCAUCUAAAACGACUGCCCAACACAGCAAGCUUGGCGUCAUCGGCGGCAGGGCCUCCCGAUCAGCAGAACCACGCUCUCCUUCAACGCAUCACCACCAUCACACGCCAUCUCAAUCGCCGUCACCACCACCACCAUCACAAACGACAAAAUCGAAACCAAAAACAAAACCAUCCCUAUCCCCAAAGAAAAACCAACCACAAGAUCCUCCCAAAGCAGAACCAGAACCAGAACCAGAAACAGAGCAGGAAAAAGCGGACAGGAAGCGCGAGGAGCUGAAAAGGCAGCUGGAGAUGAAGAGUAAAGCGCCUACUAAGAAAAAGAGGCGGUUUUAG
Molecule: messenger RNA, 1665 nt
Organism: Aspergillus candidus
Lineage: Eukaryota; Fungi; Ascomycota; Eurotiomycetes; Eurotiales; Aspergillaceae
Exons: 2
Coding region: 1-1665 (554 amino acids)
Biological process (GO): double-strand break repair via nonhomologous end joining
Cellular component (GO): DNA ligase IV complex; nucleus
Molecular function (GO): DNA end binding
Source: RefSeq, a predicted model, not a curated record